AUCGACAGGCGUAUAAGAGCAGAGUGUGUGUUUCCAGAGAGCAGCAUCUUUACCAGCGCAGACAAAAGACCAGCAGGUCAUCAUCAAAUCAUCACUUUACUCCAUCGGUCUCCUCGUAAAUAUGGAUGUUUCCAAGCCUAAAUCGACCAGCAAAGGUGCCACACGUGCCACAGGACCUGGCAGUCCCCACAAGGGCCCACCUAAGUUCAAACAGAGGUCAACACGCCAGUUUAAGAGCAAACCACCCAAAAAGGGUGUCAUCGGAUUUGGUGAAGAGAUUCCUGGAAUGGAGGGAUUGGGAACAGACUUUAACGUAAUCUGUCCAUGGGAGGCGUACAGUCACCUGGAGUUACAUGAGCUGGCUCAAUACGGCAUUAUAUGAUAUAUUUUCCUGUUAUCCUGGAUCCACCAGCAACAUCCUGCACCUUAAUAUGUACAUUUACAAUCUCUUUAGCAAAUGUUUGGUUAGUCACAGAUAGACAGCAUUUGUAACUAACUCAAAUUAGUUAAUCUACCUCUUCAAAUUGAAGUUUCAUGUAGUACUACACUUUCAAAAAAAUUUAUCAUUUUACGGGAUAUUUCUGGCAGCUGGGGUGCCGGAUAAAAAACUUAAAAUUACGACCAUUAAAUCACUGAAAUAUACUGUAAAAUAACGAUAAUAAAUUACAAAAAUUUACUAGAAAUUACAUUUUAAGGAAAUUUCUGUUAUUUAACGGCUGUUAUUUUUUCGUAUUUUUUCAGCCACCCCAUCUGCCAGAAAAAACAUGUAAAAUUACGGAUUUUUUUUUACAUGGUAGAUUUCACUCUUUCGCCAAUGAUAAUCUCAGACACUUUUUCUUAUUCCUCAUUUUUUACUUCAUCAUCUUACCUAAUAAUAGUAUUGUCUUAUUAUUAUAUAAUGGGCAUUAUAGCUGCAACAUCAAGCUUUAGUUUCCAUAUAAAUAUAUGGAAUGUAGCUGGAUCUUUUUAAUGAUGGAUGUUUUUGUUUUUAUUUUGUUGAACUGGGACAGUUGUGUCAUGUACAGUAUCAGUGUGUGUACAGUAUGUGAGUGUGCUGUGGGUCUCAGCGUCUGCCAUAGCGCGAGUACUGGGAGCAGCUCUCUAUGAGAAACCGGCCCAGUUUAUUGGCCUUAUGAUGCUGGAGAAUCAUACUAAAAUGAGCUCAACUCAUUCCCAGCAGCACAGAAUAUUGUAGGUUUGGACGUCAAUUAAAGCUUGAUUAUUUUCAUAAU
Messenger RNA from Danio rerio (zebrafish), 1232 nucleotides. It is a transcript of the gene pde6ga, whose product is annotated as phosphodiesterase 6G, cGMP-specific, rod, gamma, paralog a. The record is from RefSeq and is marked validated. Gene Ontology annotation, molecular function: cGMP binding; 3',5'-cyclic-nucleotide phosphodiesterase activity. Lineage: Eukaryota; Metazoa; Chordata; Actinopteri; Cypriniformes; Danionidae. Gene Ontology annotation, biological process: visual perception.